Messenger RNA from Oncorhynchus nerka (sockeye salmon), 1802 nucleotides. Its product is annotated as RIB43A-like with coiled-coils protein 2. NCBI's taxonomy places the organism in Eukaryota, Metazoa, Chordata, Actinopteri, Salmoniformes, Salmonidae. The transcript has 8 exons. The record is from RefSeq and is a predicted model, not a curated record. The coding region runs from base 1 to 1026 and encodes 341 amino acids.
AUGGAGAGAGUGGAGAACAAAGUGCUGCUGGAUAUACCCGAACGUAUCCGGAAGAAAGAUAAAGUGGCUCUUGAAUCCCAAGUGAAUGAAAGAAAGAAAAAAGAAGAGGCAGUGUCACUAAAAGCAUAUGCUGCAGAAGUGGUGUGUAACGACAAGGCCGCCUGUCUACUUAAACAACGCCAACUCAAGGAAGAGCGUCUGCUGCAGGGAGCCAUAGAGGACUUCUGGCUGAACUUCCAGCCGCGGUGUAGCCGGCGUGAGUAUGACUUAAACAACCCGGACAAAGUUAUGAAUCAGGACGGGAUCCAGAUGCUGCCGGGGCUUGUGGGUGAGGACCCAGACAGCCAGGGGAGGCUGAAGAAGCAGCAGGAGCAGCUCAGAGAGUGGUCCGUCCAGCAGCAACAUGAGCUGGCCACAGCACGACACCAGCAGAGACUGGAAGAGCAGCAGUAUGACCAGGACAGAGUGGACCUGGACAUCCAAGCUCUUCAGCUCCAGAAGAUCGAGGAAGAAAGGAGGAGAUCUGCAGCCCUGGCUACAAAGGAUUUCAAUCUGGCAAAGGCAGCAGAGAAUGCAGAGAAGCAGUGGAAAAAGUGGCAGCAGGAGAAGGAGGACAACAGGACAGACAUCCUAAAUCAGCUUCAGGGGGAGCUGCUGAGUAAGAGCCAGGAGCAGGGCAUCAGUGUGCUGGGUCUACCCCACCUCAGGGCUGACAGUUGCAAGGGCCUCACAAACGAGCAGCUGCAGCACGUCAUCGACUGCCAUCAGCAACGGAUAGAGGAGAAGAGUGCUGAGCAGCAGAAGGAGGAGCUCCACCAUGACCGAUUCUGUGUGACCUCAGCUCGCACCGCCCUACUACUGGAGAGACGGCAGGCCCGCAUUAACAAGCAGCUCCGACGCACCCUGGAUAGCGCCAAUGCACAGCUGUCUGAGGCCCACCGUGAACAGAAAAAGUACUUGGAUAAUGUGUACACUAACAUCCCAGAUGACAGUUAUUUCUCCCAGUUCAACACCAGCAGUCGAUAAAGUUUAACAGGGUCGUGCACUAUUGGAGAGAUACAUUUAUUGUCUAUGGAAAUAAUAAAUGAUUUGAUCACAGCAAAGAAAGUAUAAUAGUAAUAAUCUGAUGUUUUCUUUCAAUUUACUCAAUGUUUUCACUACUUACCAAAUACAAUCAAAACUCUUCAUAGAGAAUUGUGUGUCCAUGCUUAAGGCUGCCUACUGUUCUACAUUAAUUUUUCAUAAUGUGUAUGUGCCUAAUCAGAAUGCUAAAGUGUGUACCUUGUUAAAAUAGGUAUAAUGAAUGAAUUGUAGCUCAUUUCCAGACUAAAUCUGAAAAAGAAAAAACAUGACCAUGUUCUCCAUUAAAUCCCAUAACAAAAUCAUGUUUGCUUUCUUAAAUACAUUAUCGGCCUCCAAUACAAUUAAAUAAAUCAAAGACUAGCUAGUCAGUUUAUACAGUGUAAGCAUUUUCACACAGUGCACCUUAUGCCACUAUUACCAUAUAGAGCCUCCCUGAAUUCGCAAUUAAAAUGCAAAUACAAUCUUCCGCAACAGAAGAAAAAAAAUUGUCAAAUGCCUUUGUAUGAAAACAAACAGUGUCCUUUCAUGACUAUUUGACUAGUGAAUUUCACUCCUGUCAACUCUUGUCAGGGGCCUCCAUUUUGUGGGAACUGACAGCACUGUGGAGUGUUAUACAAACCACAUCCACUGGAGGGCGAUAUGAGCUUGUUCUCUUUUUCUUCUCAAACAUAAUUUGCCAAACUGUCUGAAGCUCUGUAUUCAUAUGAAAUAAUGUUUCA